GUCUCGUCGUCCGCGUCCACCUGCGUCCACAUCGCGCUGCCCUGCGACCCUGCCUGCAACUGCACCUUCAGGAACUGACAGGAAAACAGCGGAACAUCGCCUUCUCAGGUCGAACGACCCACCGUCUGUCAAGCACGUACACGUCGUCUCCCGGCACCCCGCACCUCUUUUACCAGCCUUCGGGACUUGGCAUAUGCACUGGCGUCGAUUAGGUUUGCCAUCUGGACAAACCACAUAACCUCACGACUAUGCAUUCUGCACACAGCAAUGGCCAGCCCACAUCCUUCAUAUCCCAGUCCGGACCGUCGUACUAUCACAAUCCGCCUCCGCCUCCUCAGUUUUACGGCAAUGGACCUGGCCCGGCACCCUACUACAACCCGUACAUGCCUCCCAUGAAUGGGCACCCGCAGAUGCACCAACCCGCGUCGCCUCGAAUCAACUCGCCCAACCGAGGACGGUAUCCUGCACAUUCGCAGAGGGGUGGUAUGCCCGGUUACCAGCACUAUCCGCCCAUGCCGCCGCCUCAUAAUUUGCACCCUGGCGCGAACAUGCAGUCACCACCCAUUUCUCCAGUCAACCCGUACACCCACCCUCACGCUCCUAAGUUCUCGCCGCACGUUACUCACGUUCCCUACUCCCCUACCUAUCAUCCUCAGCCAAACGGAGGCUACCAUCCUGGGUGGGCACAGCCGCCUCCUGUACCAAAACAGCUCUCGAUGCUAUCACCCGCGGCGCGAUCACCGGUUCCCGUUCCUGCUCAAUCACUCCAGCAGGAACUCUUACCUGUGCAGAUGGCGGCACCGCAGCAACCUCUUGCAGAACCUCUUGCAGCACCUCAGCACCUUUCUCCUGAGCAGCCAACUGCUUUUCAGCAACCUACACCUGCUCCUCUGCAACAUGUUCCUGAACAGCCUCCUGUUCAAUUGCCACAGCCCGAGGAACCUGCUGAACCCACAGCUCCGACCUCUUCUGAUCCUGCUCCGGAACCGACGGUUGCCUCUGAACCGGUCCCGCGAACACCUAAAAUUGAAUUUUUGUCCGAACAGGACCUCGAAGACGAUGACUCUGAGGUCGCGCAGCCCGCAUCAUCCGGACCUGCUAACGAGACGAGUACAUCGUCGAGUGAGCCCUCUGGCUGGGUCAUCUGGUCGCGUCGGCCGGAGGAUCCCUUGCAUGCUCCUGGUGUCAUAAUAGCGACGAAAGCGUUCCCGCCAGACGAUGUUGUCCAUCAAGCGCUCGAGCUGCCCACCCCUCCGCCGUCGCCUAAGGUUCCGUCUGUUAAGCUUGCCGUUGAACCUUCUGUGCAUGAAGUUCAACCUGUUGAAGAACUCGCUAACGCCUCGCCCGACGAACUGGAGGUGCCCUCUUCUUCGGUCACCGAGUCGACACCGGCUUCUUCGACCCCUGGCGAGACACCUGUACCCGGUUCGCCAGCGACUUCUCGCACUUCUGUUUCUCUUCCUGUCACGUCUCCUUCGUCUGGCAAGCUCAUUGAUGUCCCAGACUCCACCGACGCGUCGAACGUCGAUGUAGCUGCUCCUGUGCCUCCAUUUAGCGAAGAUCCGCCGCCGGCGUCGGGAGUGACGGCUCCUGUGCCUCCAGCUCAACCCACAGAAGCACAGCAGGCACCCGCCCCAGCUCCAGCACCUGCGAAGCCCGCCAUGAAGAAGUCAUGGGCAUCUCUCUUGCAGUCUGGCGACGCCGCCGCUUCCUCGUCCAAGUCGCGCCUCCCAACGUCGUCGGUCGUCGGAUUCUCGAUCCCCGCCACCUCCGUGGGCGGCGCGUCUGCAGGACCCAGCGCCGUCUCCAGCGGGUUCGCAGCCGUUGCACAUCGCAACGAGCUCCUCAAGCUCAUCUACAACGGUCCCCCGCCGUCGAACAUUCCGCCCAAGAUCCAGCCGCGCGGGUUGAUCAACACGGGUAACAUGUGCUUCGCUAAUGCGGUCCUCCAGAUCCUCGUCUACUGCCAGCCGUUCAACCGCCUGUUCAGCGAGCUCAGCAAGUACCUCGCGGGCCCCGUGGUCGGCUCGCAGAAGGAGGGCUCGAAGGCAACGCCGCUCGUAGACGCGAUCAUCAAGUUCGUGCGGGAGUUCGUACCGGAAUCGCCCGUGGACGUGAAGGCGAAGGGAAAGGAGCGCGACGAGUUUUAUGAGCCGGAGGCGUUCAUACCGUCGUAUGUGUACGACGCGAUGAAGGAGAAAAAGCGGUUUGCUAGCAUGAUUGGCGGACACCAAGAAGAUGCUGAAGAGUUCUUGGGCUUCUUCCUUGAUACGCUCGAGGAAGAGGUGCUCGCACUCUCUUCGUCGCUGUCACCGAAUGCACCGAAGCCAAUUGAAGAAGUCGACGGGGCAGCUCAUGACGACGGGUGGUAUGAAGUAGGUAAAAAGAACCGAGCCAUGGUCACUCGAACGGUUAAGUCGACGGACUCGCCGAUCACCCGCAUCUUCGGAGGCAAGUUCCGCUCAAUACUGCGCGCGCCUCACCAAAAAGACUCCGUCACCGUCGAGGACUGGCGCUCGCUGAGACUUGACAUCCAGCGCGACACCGUGCACACCAUCAAAGAUGCGCUGCAGUCCAUCUCGCAACCCCAGCCUGUCCAGAUCAGCCAGCCUACCCGGCCGGGGGUGGUUGUUGAGGCUACCCAGCAGGCUCUGAUUGAGGUGUUCCCCCCCGUUUUGGUGCUGCACCUGAAGCGGUUCCACUACGACACGAAUGUGGGGGAUGUGGUCAAAAUUAGCAAGCAGGUCUCCUACGGACCCGAGUUGGAUAUCAAUCCAGAUCUGAUUGCACCGACCAAACGAACAGCCCAGCCGGUCAAGUAUCAGCUCUUCGGAGUGUUGUAUCACCAUGGUCAAUCCGCGUCUGGAGGUCACUAUACCCUGGACGUCCUCCAUCCUAACCGGGACCUCACCGACCGUCCGCGUGCGGCGUGGAUCCGCAUCGAUGACGAGCUGGUAUCCGACAUCCGGCCUGACGAUGUCUUCGGUGGGCUGGAGCAAAACGAGCGUUGCGCAUAUCUGUUGUUCUAUAGGAGGUUGGGUGCUUGGGGCCCCUCACGGACAUAAUUCUUGCAUCUGUAACUCAUGCUAUUGUAGUGGAAUACAUCGUCUGGUUUUCGUUGCUCUUGAAAGUGGUGUUGCACGCCUACUCGA
This is a messenger RNA of Fomitopsis serialis, 3152 nucleotides long. RefSeq lists its product as uncharacterized. The transcript is spliced from 8 exons. Gene Ontology annotation, cellular component: nucleus; cytosol. Lineage: Eukaryota; Fungi; Basidiomycota; Agaricomycetes; Polyporales; Fomitopsidaceae. Gene Ontology annotation, molecular function: cysteine-type endopeptidase activity; cysteine-type deubiquitinase activity. Gene Ontology annotation, biological process: protein deubiquitination. The record is from RefSeq and is a predicted model, not a curated record. The coding region runs from base 249 to 3065 and encodes 938 amino acids.